AUGCCUCGAACCGGUAUUCAGAAGGUGAAAACGGGUUGCAUAACAUGCAAGAUACGGAGAAUAAAAUGCGACGAGAGCCGCCCUUUCUGCAAUCGGUGCUUGACGACAGGCCGGAAAUGUGAUGGCUACACGUCGCCUCCCAAGGGGACGUACUCUUGGGAUGAGCUCCUGCAAGGCAACAUCUCGGAUGUUGCCCUGGGGCAGUCGGCGCUAACCAGUGGCACGACGGCCGAAAAGCGAGCCAUAUCCUUCUUUCAACGUGUAGCCGCACCGGCUCUUGGAGGAUCACUGAAUAAGCACUUCUGGAUCACCGUCGUUCCCCAGGUUGCGAACCAAGAACCAGUGGCGAAGCACGCCAUGAUGGCCGUCAGCUCGUUAUACGAGACUUUUACGAAGCGCUCUCGCCUCGACAUUGCAUGUGGUGCAGACGACCAAAGUAGCGCGUUCGCUGUGUGGCAUUACAACGAGGCUAUCAGACUAUUACGAACUACGACAGACAGGGCUUUGAUACUGUUCGUCUGUGUCCUCUUCAUCUGCGUUGAGCUGCUUAGGAAGAACUCCAAAGAUGCAGUUGAACAUUGUCGACAUGGGAUCAACAUUCUCAACGAAGUUCGUAGCGAAUCCGACUUCAUCAAAAAUCAUGUCCAGCCGGCGAUACGGAACCUGAGCAUUGUCCCAUAUCUAUACGGCGCCGAUCCUCAUUCCUUCCCAACACUAGGCAAGCCUGCGCCAGCCACGAAAUACAAUUUCCGCAAUAUUUCAGAAGCACAUCAAUCGCUGGUCUGUGUCCUGGUACGGCUCGUACGAUUCGCGCGGUGUUUGACUGAACCACGUCUGGAGCCCGGGCGAAACGGUCCCGAUCCAGGAACAGAGUGGACCCAGCAGGACAUUGUAGAAGAUAUGGACGCUUGGUUAGAAGGGCUUCGUCACUUCACGGGAUACAUCUAUGUCCCGGCAGGACCCGAAGAGAGGGAUAUCUGCAGGUUAUUGGAGAUGCGGUGGACGGUUGGCAAGGUUAUGCUGCUAACAUGUCGGUCUAAAAAUGAACGCGCCUACGACGAACACAUCGAUAAGUUCCGAACGAUAAUCGAACUUGCGGUCCCCGCAGCAGCGGCAGCAACAGCUUCAGCUGGAAAGCGAAGACCAGGGUCUGGAACGGAGAGACACCCCCUUGAACUGGGGUUCACUUCCUUACUCGCUUUCGUGGUCAUGAAGUGUCGCGUCUUUGAGCUGAGGCUGGCGGCAUGGAAGCUCAUGAACAAACUGCAUCGCCCCAACGACAAUAUAUGGAGCGAGGAUGUGACCAUUGUGCUGGGGAGGAGAAUCAUGGAGUUGGAACACCACGUCAACUUAGAUGAUAUGAAGCUCGAUGAGGACGAUGAUAUCAGCGAGAUUAGGGAGAGCGAUCCCGCAUUGGUUCAAAAAGAACGAAUCGUGAACUUCAGCGCCAAUUUCGCGAACACCGAAUUCCCUAGGCGGAAUGUGCGAUUCAACUUUCUUUUAAAAGAAGGCCAGAGUAAAGAGUACGUUGUGGAGGAUGAUUGGAUUUCGGUUAAGUCGCGGCCGAAGACGCAACUUCUGGAGGAGGAGUCAGAGUGGACUUGGAAGGGACACUGUUGA
Molecule: messenger RNA, 1620 nt
Organism: Colletotrichum gloeosporioides
Lineage: Eukaryota; Fungi; Ascomycota; Sordariomycetes; Glomerellales; Glomerellaceae
Product: Transcriptional regulatory protein moc3
Exons: 2
Coding region: 1-1620 (539 amino acids)
Biological process (GO): regulation of DNA-templated transcription
Molecular function (GO): DNA-binding transcription factor activity, RNA polymerase II-specific; zinc ion binding
Source: RefSeq, a predicted model, not a curated record